This is a messenger RNA of Lachnellula hyalina, 903 nucleotides long. RefSeq names its product Opsin-1 (gene nop-1). Gene Ontology annotation, biological process: monoatomic ion transport. Lineage: Eukaryota; Fungi; Ascomycota; Leotiomycetes; Helotiales; Lachnaceae. The coding region runs from base 1 to 903 and encodes 300 amino acids. Gene Ontology annotation, cellular component: endoplasmic reticulum; plasma membrane. The transcript has 3 exons. The record is from RefSeq and is a predicted model, not a curated record. Gene Ontology annotation, molecular function: monoatomic ion channel activity.
AUGAUCGAUCCCACCCAAGUCAUCGAGGCUUUCAAGACCAAGGUCAGCUCAGCAACUUCGAGCGUCGCACCAAUCCCGACAGUCAUUCCCAAUGAGCCAAUCUACGAGACAGUUGGUUCUGCUGGAGGAAAGACUCUCUGGGUUGUUUUCGUCCUCAUGCUUCUAUCUACUCUAGGCUUCACCUUUUUGGCAUGGUCAGUCCCAGUUCAAAAGCGACUUUUCCACGUCAUCACCACCUUCAUCACCCUUUUCGCCACCAUUUCCUACUUCGCCAUGGCCACCGGUGACGGCAACUCCUUCGCUGAGACUGUCAUCAAGACAUCCCACAAAUACACCCCUGACACCUACGAGUAUGUCUACCGCCAAGUCUUCUGGGCCCGCUAUGUCGACUGGAGCUUGACCACCCCUCUCCUCCUCCUGGAUCUUGCAUUCCUCGCUGGCUUGGACGGCGCCAGUAUCAUCAUCGCUAUCGUCGCUGACCUCGUCAUGGUGCUCACUGGUCUCUUCGCGGCCUUUGGCACCACCGGUGGGCAGAAGUGGGGAUACUAUGCCAUGGCAUGCAUUGCGUACCUUGUUAUCGUCUGGCAGCUUGUUGUUGGUGGCCGUCGUGCUGUUUCUGCCAAGGAUAACAAGACCGGCACGUUGUUUGCUGCCAUUGGUGGCUUUACGCUUGUUCUCUGGACGUUGUAUCCUAUUGUUUGGGGUAUUGGUGACGGAUCCCGCACGUGGGGCGUUGAUGCUGAGAUUAUUGCUUACGCUGUGCUUGAUGUUCUGGCUAAACCUGUCUUUGGUUUCUGGCUUAUCUUUGCUCAUGCUACCAACCGCUCUGAGAGUAUUGAUGGAUGGUGGAGUAACGGACUUAGCAACGAGGGUGCUAUCCGUAUCGAGGAUGACGGUGCAUAA